Callorhinchus milii (elephant shark) is the source of this 1393-nucleotide messenger RNA. It is a transcript of the gene amn1, whose product is annotated as antagonist of mitotic exit network 1 homolog (S. cerevisiae). Gene Ontology annotation, molecular function: protein binding. The transcript is spliced from 7 exons. The record is from RefSeq and is a predicted model, not a curated record. Lineage: Eukaryota; Metazoa; Chordata; Chondrichthyes; Chimaeriformes; Callorhinchidae. The coding region runs from base 388 to 1032 and encodes 214 amino acids. Gene Ontology annotation, biological process: SCF-dependent proteasomal ubiquitin-dependent protein catabolic process. Gene Ontology annotation, cellular component: SCF ubiquitin ligase complex.
UAAAAAAAGGCUCGUUUUUCACGCAAAAAAAAAACCGCCCAAUUGGGCGCGUGAACCCGACCCAUCUGCCAACAUUGCUCGUGGAGGCUUCAACCCACGACCUCCUGACACAAGAGACAACAGCGCGAGCAACGCGACGGAGUCGGCCUGACGUUGGGAUACUGGGAAAGGAAUAACCGGUCGCCGUCUUACCGGCGCGUUGAGCCGCUGAACGACCCCAAGCAGCGCCCUCCACUCACUGCGCAGUGCGUCGCGGCUCCCGAAAAGGCCUUUGCCCGCGCUUGCGCGGGUUGACGGUGUCUUCGCUGUUUGGUCAGAUCAUUUGCUCGGUAUUCCAAUGAUGUGCAGUCUCUGCCACCAAACUUGAAGGACAAAUUGCUUAAAAUAAUGAGUAUGCAGAGUGCUGUUACAGAUGAGAACAUAAGUCAGGUGUUGCAUCCAGGGCUCCAGAAACUGGACCUUCGUGACUGUAACAUUUCAGAUGAUGGAUUGAUGCUGCUUCAGGUUUGCACACAACUGCGGAAAAUCAAUUUAAAUUCCCGACAGUAUACGCUCUCCAUAACCUCAGAAGGUUUAAAAGUUGUGGCGUCAUCCUGCCCCCAUUUGUCGGAAGUAUGCCUCAAACGGUGUAGAAAUGUUUCAGAUGAAGGGAUAGUUGCCCUUGCACAGCAGUGCAAAUUGCUACAAAUAAUAAACAUCGGAGGCUGCCUGAGUAUCACAGAUGCCAGCUUGCAUGCAUUGGGGAAGCAUUGCAGAUUCUUGCACAGUGUUGACUUUUCAGCAACCAAGGUUUCAGAUGCUGGGGUCAUUGGAUUGGUGAGUGGUGUGUGUUCACAAAUAAUAAAGGAAAUUCAUAUGAACCGAUGUGUAAACCUAACGGAUGAUGCUGUUGAAAGUGUGCUCAUCAAUUGUCCUCAAAUUUUUAUUCUACUUUUCCAUGAUUGUCCUCUCAUAACAGAUCGUUCACGAGAAGCUCUAGAACAGUUAGUUGGCCCCAACAAAAUCAAACAAGUGACCUGGACUGUUUACUAAUGAUCUUCUCUACGCUACUUGUCAUUCAGUAAUUUAAAAAAAUAUUGUGUGGCAAUGUGCAGUGCAUCAACUAAUAUUUUUUGUAUACCAGAGUAAAAUUUCUGUUUGGAUUAAUUUGGGUUAACCAUAAUCCAUGUGUUGAAUUUAGUUGUGUUGAGGACAUCCGUUGCUUAUGUAUGAUGUAUCGAUACUGUCCCUGUUACAUUUCUUAUGAUGUGAAAAUAAAUUUACUGAAAAUGCAUUUACGAUUUUGAUUACAAAGCAGGAGUAGUUAUAAAAAAACGAUGGCUUAAUUUCAAUGUUGAUUUAUCAUUUAAAUUAUAGACAGCGAUAGCCAUAAAUUAAAAAGCAUAUAAAAGAA